Sardina pilchardus (European sardine) is the source of this 717-nucleotide messenger RNA. Its product is annotated as guanylin-like. Gene Ontology annotation, cellular component: extracellular region. The transcript has 3 exons. The record is from RefSeq and is a predicted model, not a curated record. NCBI's taxonomy places the organism in Eukaryota, Metazoa, Chordata, Actinopteri, Clupeiformes, Clupeidae. The coding region runs from base 47 to 376 and encodes 109 amino acids. Gene Ontology annotation, molecular function: guanylate cyclase activator activity.
AGCACACAACAGGAGCACAUCUCAGAGAAGGAUCAACCAGAAAAACAUGAAGACUUUACUUAUUUUCGCUCUGGUCUUAAUGGCCUUCUAUCAGCCAGCUGAAAAUGUUACAGUCGAGGAGGGCGAAUUCUCUUUUCCCUUGGAAAUGGUGAAGAAACUGAAGGACUUUCUGGACCAGGAGCCAGCAGUUAAACAGAACUCUCGUAUCGGCCUUAUCAACACAGCAACUAUGUGUAACCACCCCGGCUUCCCCGAGGAAUUCAAACCCUUGUGUCAAAGCAAAAACGCAAAGGCUUCCCUCACCAGACUGGCAAUGAUCACAUCCCGCAUGGAUGCCUGCGAGAUCUGCGCUUAUGUUGCCUGCACUGGCUGCUGAUGGGCUGACACUGGACAUGUCUACAGACUGCUGUUUUGGCCUCUUAUGAAACCUUCCAUUUACCUUUUGCCAAACUGCAACUUGCUGUUGAUUUCAUACUUCAAAAGUGAACUCUUGGCAUAUACAUAUGGUUACUAUAUGGGUUAUUACCAAGUGUUAAUAUUUAUCUGAUACCUUGCAUACUCCUUAAAGGAGUAAUCAUUCAAAUACGUGCUUUCCUGCAUUUCCUGCUCCCAUUCCCCAUUCUGUGUGUAAAUAUAUAUGAGAAACUUGCUAUUGUCACCUGUUGUUUUCUAUCAUUUUAGUUGUAUGUAUAGUUUUUGCUCUGUUCUGUUAAAAAA